Messenger RNA from Linum trigynum, 7460 nucleotides. The record is from the annotation of a GenBank genome assembly. Lineage: Eukaryota; Viridiplantae; Streptophyta; Magnoliopsida; Malpighiales; Linaceae.
CUCACCUUGAAGCCCGCUCCUUGGGGCGCCUUGGUCCUGCUAGCCAAUCCUUAGGCGCCUGACCUACACACACGCACUUGAAGCCCGCUCCUUGGUGCGCCUUAGUCCUACUAGCCAAUCCUUAGGCGCCUGACCUACACACACACUGAGGGGGGCGCCUGGGCCCAUUAAUCCUCCGACGCCCAAGUUAGUUCCAAUUAUAGAGAGAGAAGUAUGAAACUAUAAGUUUUAGUGACAGAGUCCAACCUGUGUAAAUGCUACCAACUGCCCAUAUUUAUACUCACCGAGCUCGAGGUGGAUCUCCUCCACGUCACCAUCUCAUUAAAUGCUUUGUAUCUUCACUUCUGUCAGAAGCCCCAACCACCUUGUCAGGCUUCUGUCGGCUGGCAGGCGCCCACAGGCGGGGGACCACUUGCCAUCCUGGACCUCUUUGGCCCUUAGUGCUUUGUCUCCAUGCCUAUGCUGCCUGGAGUGCAAUGGGCUUUGCCGGCUUCUUCUCCUGGCCCAUUGCCUUGGGAUACUUUCACCUAACUGGGCUCUUCUUGAGCCCCUUUAGUAAUGCCCUCAACAAUUCCGGGCUUCUUCUCCUGGCCCAUGGCCUUGGGCUACCUUCACCUAAAUGGGCUCUUCUUGGGCCCCUUUAGUAAUACCCCCAACAAGUUAUUUAUCAGCGAAUGACAUAUGUCUAAGGUUGGCCAAAUUAAUUUUUAUAUUAUUUAGAAUUAUCUUUGGCAAUUUGACACCUCUAAGAAAUAUUUUCCGUGGAGAAUUAUUCAAACAACUAAACAGUGCUCUAUCUCUAUCUUAACUUAUCCAAUGUAAAUACAUAUAAUUAUUAGCAUAAUUAUAUACAUCUUAUACAUUAAUGUGUGUUUAUGCGACAAGUGAUUCAGAGAGAGUUGUUUUAUAUCACUAUAAGAUGCGGUUGAUUCUACUUAGUCCGUGUCUGAAGCACAAGUAAGCUUUCAAAUGGGAUGAACAUAGAGGAGGAGUUAGAAUGGAGGCAGGAAGGGCUAUAGCCCCCCUCCCCAUCCACUCAAAUUUGAAAUAUAAAUAAAAUUACAUAUAAAAUUCGCAACAAAUUUAGGUAAUAGAGUAGUCGAUAAGGCUUUAGCCCCCCUCCUCCAAUUAUAACAGUUCAAGUUAAACCUCUCAUUCAGAUUCCUGGCUCCGCCAUUGUUACUGAACAUAUAUGGUAACUAUUAAUUAUUUAUGAUCUCUAACCAUUUCGCAUUGUUCACCUUACAAAAUUAUUGCUUUUUUUCUUCUUACAUUUUCAUAAACUAAUCCACACAAAUAAGGGUUGAAGAGAAUUGAUCAACCAUUGACAAGAUCACCAACAAGGAAAUAUGAUCUUUGCAUAAGAACAAAAUGGGAACUAUCAACAUUCAUAAUGACAUUCCAUUGAUUUCAUGUUUGUUUUCAAUCUAUAUAUUAUUCUAUGUUGGUCGUAAAUUUUUUAUUUUGUGAAUUCCUAUAUAGGGCUUCAAAAUGAGAUGUAUAACUUGCAUAUUAAGGGAGAUGGAUUGUUAAGAUCAAUAAAAUUUGCCAAAAAUUGUAAUAAUCAUAUUCAAGUCAUGCUUUCUAGAGACUUUAUAGUAUUUGAGUUUUCUUCUUUAAUUAAUUCUAAAAAAAUUUAUCAAAUUAUUUCUCAUGUUUUAGUUAUAACUUUAUUUUAUGGUAGUUGUUAAAGUAUUUAAUAUUGGACAUCCAUCAUAUAAAUGUGAAUAUUGUGUAGUAGUGACGUGAAAAGAUAAAAGUAGGAAACACACAAGAAAUUCCAUUUACACCAAGUUUCCAUACUAUUACUCAAGUAAAGUGAAUUUCCCUCCUCGAAAUCAUCAUCGGAGGUUAAAAUAUCAUAAUGGGACACAUACGUGGCUAUAACAGAGUAUUCUCAUUAACUUCUAUUGGAGGCAAACUUGACCUAUUUAUAAAUUAUGUAUGUGGAGUAUAUGUUUAUCUAUUGAAGGUCAAGUAUAAAAUGAGUUGAUACCCUGGUAUUUUCUGAAAGGAACAUUACCAAAAUUUGCUCAAGUCUACAUCCAUGACACUGGCAAUAAAAUCCAAAAACUAUAAGAUCUUUCUCUAGAGAUCCAUUUUUGGAAUCCUUUGCACAAUACGAUUAUUUAGCAAUUGUAAGAUAUGUUAGACUUGAGUAAUAUAUUACUAUUAGUACAAAUAUUUUGACAUGUAAUGGAUAAAAUGAAUGACACCCUGAGUGUUGUACCCUUUGGUUGGAGUUGAAUAUUAAGGAUGGAUUAAAAGCAAUCAAACAAAGCGGCGACAACAUUACUACAAAGGUCUUUUGAAUUCUUACUUCAAAGGUGAUUUGAACCAGGUUGAAUGGAAAACAUGUCAUUGUGACUUCAUCACGUACAAUGUAGUUCUCGAAGCAAGUAUGGAAGCUUCUAACAUGCUAUGAUCAUUUAUGCAUGGGCAAUAUACCUUGAUCUUUCUGUUACAUUUUCAUUUAAACCCGAGUGGCUCGAUAUUCAUUACAUGAUUGAUUAGAUAAAUACUACUUUUAGGAAAGAUCCUAAAAGAGUUGAUAUCAUCGCAAGAGUUUUUAAGUUGAAGCUAAAUCAAUUGUUGAAUGAGAAUUGUUUUGAGAAGACAUGCCCAUAUAAGUUAUAUUCUAUAGGAUUACUUUAAUCAUUCUUUACUCAUGAGUUGUUUGGUAAUUAUUUUUCAGUUUAGAUGGCUAUUGAUAAUUUCUUACAUUUUAUGUGUUGGCAAAUGAAUUUUCAAAAACGUGAUCUACCUCUUCUCAUGUAUUAGUAUUUAUAUAUAUGGAAGAUGAAUUCUAUAGUCCUUUGAAAAUGGAUUCAAUUCUAUUUGAUGAAAUUUCAUAUCUAAGUAGAUCUUGAAUUUUAUCAAACAAUUACCAAUUUUACGCUACAUGGCUUAUAUGGCAUUCGAUGACAUAAAGCUCCAUGUGCAUCUAAUAGUGUAUGUUCCAGAGAUCAACAAGCAAACAACUACUAAUGAGAAUGAAUUUCCAAGGUAUCAGUGUCGAGAAAACAACCAAUCAAUCAUGGUGAGUAUAGUCUCACUUGAUAACCGGUUCAUUGUUCCUUAUAACAUGUACCUAUAGUUACGAUUUCAAGCUAAUAUAAUACAGGUGAUAACGAAACAAAGCAAAUUGUGGAAAAUAUUCAUAAAUUGUACGAGGUAAAUUCUACUUUAGUGAAAAUGGUGCUUUAUAUUUGAUAAUAUUUUACAAUUAAUUUUUUUAAUUCGAUCAAAUGCAGGAAAAGAAAGAGGAGAUCAUUGGAAUACAGUAGAGUAAGGAAGAGACAACUGAUAAUUGAUAUAGAGGUGCAGUGUCAUUAAUGGAGUUGAAUGCGUUGUUAUUGAUGAAGACUAUGAUAUGCUCAUGGCAGAGGAAACCAAACAAAGCCAAACAAAUAUGCAGUAAUUUCUAUCAAAGUGGAGUAAAUAGAAGUGUCAUUUGAACAAUUUUUUAGGAGUUGGCUCCUUGGUUCUAAGUCUGUCUUUUAUGUUAAGGAUUUUAGCUGAUGAACUGGUUAGGAUGUUAGUUAAUACUAUGAUGUUAAUCCUUUUGAAUGUUACUAAUUACUAAAUAAUAUGGAUUCUCUUAUGCUACCAAAUAAAAAUGUAUUUCGCUUGACUUUUGCUACUCAUUAUUUUGCUAUAUGCAAAAUGACUCCAACCAACUGGCCAAGUCCAUAAAACCAGGCCCGGCCCAGACCCUGUGCUGGUCAGACCCACAGCACAGGGCCUCAAGUUUUGGAGGCCCAUAAUCCAUACGAUCGGAGGCCCGCUUGGGCUAGCGAAGCCCACAUGGCCACACAAAAACCCCAUGGCCCAUGUUACAAGACAAGAGGCCCGCUUGGGCUAGGGAAGCCCACAUGGCCAGACAAAAACCCCUUGUACAAAAACGCAGGGAGGGAGGAGAAUCGAACCACUGACCUCUUUUUAAUUAAAAAAAAGAUUAAACCACUAAGCUACAAUUGGUUUGUUGAAUCUAAAUAUCAGUUAACUUAUUUAUUCUUCUCUUUCCCCAAAAUUUCUCAACUUCCCAUAAUCGUACAACGCUUAAAUAUGAAUUGUUCAUACUCAAUCCUGAUUAAGUCUUCAUCCCUACUAUCAAGUCUCCUACUCAACUUGUUUUAAGUUCUAAUCUUUUUUCUUUAUCUUUUGCAGAGAACUUAUAUUGAUUGAAAAUUUGGAUUUAUUAAUCUUUGGUUAUAAUUUUUAAUUAUAUCAACCCAAAAAUUUCAAAAAGAUAGUUUCUAAGUGUAGAUAAUAUUUGAUAAUAUAUAUAAUAAUAUUAAUUUGUAAUAAUUUUUUGAAAUUAUGUAAUUUUUAGUUUGAACACAUUUACGAGAAAAUUUUUUGGGGCCACAUUUAAAUUUUCGAACAGGGCCUCCGAAUAUAAUAGGACGGGUCUGCAUAAAACAUCGAACAAAUUGCUUUUUCCAGGUCAACCGGCCGGUUACCAUUCUAGUUUCUCGCACUCUUUUUCCAAACCUCCCCCAUUACUAAUAAACUUUUCUGUCUCCGUAAUCCAUUACUUUAAAAGUCAAAACACAAAUCCCCAAAAUCGGCAGCAGAAGAACUGUGGCGAAAAGCACAACAAGAAGAAGUCAGCGACACAAGUCCCCUUAUGUUUGGACUUACCAGGUCGAAAGAUCUCUUUUCGGCCACAUUGCCACAAACAAAUAGACAACAAAGAACAUUAAACUCGGCAAGAUGCUUUCAAGUUCACGUCUAGGUUUUUGUUCCCAAACCAACUGUUCAACCUCUGCGUUGGAAUCGAAGUAAUGGUGAAGCGGGAAAAACAGAGGAGUGUCGAAAACAGAGUAUAUAUAAACCACCUCUCUGGAUCUCUCUUCUUCACUCUCUCACUCACCUAUUCGUGAGCAUAGUAAAGCUAAUAGAAGAAGAAGAAGAAACACCAUUUUCAAAAAUGCUUUCUCCUCCCCCCUCCAAUCAUACAACAAAAACAGUGGAUACUCUGUUUUCUUCAGCCUCACUUCAUCUGCAGAGGAAAAAAAACCGCAUUGACAACUUCUUCAGGAACCAGAACCCAGAAACCCAGCCACAGCACAAUUCUUCUAUUGCAGAUAUAAUCAGAAUUGCUGCAGAAAAGUUCAUAAAUUCUACUAUUGAACCCACCGACCCACCAUCUGGAAACUCCGACGACGUCGAACUCAUACACCACCUUCUGCGUGCAGCCGAUGAAUUGGACCACAAGCAGUACGAGCAAGCGACCCACUUCCUAAACCUCUGUGAUUUCUCGUCUUCCAGGACAGGUAAUCUCGCACAGCGAAUCACCCACUACUUCGUCCAAGCUCUUCGCGAAAAGCUCCGUAAAGAAACCGGCAGCGGAACCCACCCGAUAGCCGAUCUCAUGAACCGUUUCCAACGAUUUAACGUCGAGGAAACAAUUACUGCUAUAUCCCCUAUAGUCGCGGUCUUGCACGAGAAAAUCCCCUUCUUCCAAGUCGGUCAGCUAGCCGGAGUUCAAGCAAUCGUGGAAAGCGUCGAGAAAGCGAAAAGGAUUCACAUAAUCGACCUCAGAAUCAGAAACGGGAUGCAAUGGACGGCCCUGAUGCAGGCUUUAUCCACCGACUCCAAAGGGAAACGACGUCGUCGUCGUGCACCGGAGAUUCUGAAAAUCACAGCCAUCGUCACCAUGUCUGAAAAUUUGGUACGGGGAACAGGGGAAAGGCUAGCAAAGUUCGCCGAGUCCAUGAACAUACCCUUCUCAUUUAACUCCGUAGUGGUAUCAAGCUUAGUAGAAAUCGACGAGACGCAAUUCGACCUCGAUCCCAAAGAAGCCGUGGCUGUUUUCAGUGAGUACGCAUUACAGGGUCUCGUCUCGGAGCCGAAUGAAUUGGAGGCACUGAUGGGGUUUAUGAGAAAAAUCCGUCCCAGCAUUAUGGUUGUCCUUGAAUCAGAGGUGAAUCUCAAUUCCUCUGUCUUCUCUCACCGGUUCGUUGAAGUUCUGUUCCAUUACGGGGCAUAUUUCGAUUGUGUCAAUGCCUGCCUGGAAUCAUCGAGUGGCGGGGAGAGGGGUUUGAUUGAGUCGAUGUUCUUGAACAACCAUGUGAGGGAGCUUUUGGUGAAGGAAGGGGAAGAGAUGGCUAGGGUCGUGACGGUUGAUGUGUGGAGGAAGUUCUUUGGGCGGUUUUUUAUGUGGGAAGUGGAGUUGAGUUCGUCGGCUAUGGAGACCGUGAAUCUGUUGCUGGGGAGGUUUGUGGGUGGCAAGUAUUGUACGUUGGACGUGGAUGGUGGGAGUUUGAUUGUUGGAUGGAAAGGGACGCCCAUUUUCUCCAUUUCCACUUGGAAGUUCCUCCAUUGAAACUUCGUUGGCAAUUGAAUAAUGAAGGCUCCAUUUCAUUAUAUCAAUUGGUGAGAAGUGGUUUACUUUGAAGCAGCAGCUGAUUCUUGCAGAUGUCUGCGACGAGGGCGAUUUAGCGAUGGGUAGGCUUGGUGUUACGAAAGAAAAAUAAGUUGUCAAACUACUUUAUACCGGUAUAGUAAGUGGUAGGAUUUAAUCGAGGUGCAACCAGUUUAUGUUGGUUUCACAAAAUACGGCCAUGCAUGGUAUAAUAGUGGACUAUCACGAAAGCCCCAAGGAAAGAAAGUAAAUGAUACACCAUAGUUUAUACUAGCUUAUUACCCGACUCGUUGGCCGGAUUACUGUAUGUUUCCCACUUGUGGAAUGGGAGAGAAAGCAAGUGAGAGUGAAGGGAUUGGGAUUCCACUUAAUUAGGAUCGACCCACUAAUCCGAUUCUUCCCGACCCGCCCCAACUUAAAGGGUCAGAAAGAGUCAAUAAGAAAAUACGAACGGAGAGGAUUAGUCAUAUAUCUUGACUCUUCAGAAGUGGGUCAAACAGGAUCAAAGUUGGGUGAGGGCAAUUUUUAGCGCUAAACAGAGUUCUGGGUUGAAUAACUUUACUUAGGCCUAGAAAUUGGUGUUGAUCAGACUGCAGUUUUUAUUAUACCAUCAUCAAUCAUCAUUGAAUUAGUCCUGGGCAUCCCUCCCCGUUGUCGGUCUGAAUUCUACUGAUGGCUUCAUUUCUUGCACCAGCCAUAUCAGCGAGUUGUCAUCUCGAGCAUGAUUUGCCUAUGUACAAAUGAUACAAUUAGAGUAUGAAACUUAAUUCAAAGAAAAGGAAAAGAGAAUUCUAUCACAUGCCAAUAAAUACACACAUAAUAGUUGAAGCUAAGUGAAAGUCAUUACUCGCACAUCAAUUCUAAAAAAUUACAGACUAAACAAUGGCUAGAAUGGCACUGAAACUACCAAGAAUCAUGGACGAAACAACUUGUCAAUUUAAAUAAUCCUUAUACUGAAACUACCUUCUAACUUGAAAUAAGACAUGAUUAUAGUUCAUAGCUCUCUUCUCACUAUGAAUUGGUUGCAGCUCGUCCUUAUCACUGCCUCCCAAGCUCAAUUCAAACGGAAUAGAUACUGUUAUGUAAG